Molecule: messenger RNA, 1632 nt
Organism: Drosophila sechellia
Lineage: Eukaryota; Metazoa; Arthropoda; Insecta; Diptera; Drosophilidae
Gene: Ate1
Product: arginyltransferase 1
Exons: 8
Coding region: 107-1543 (478 amino acids)
Biological process (GO): protein arginylation
Cellular component (GO): cytoplasm
Molecular function (GO): arginyl-tRNA--protein transferase activity
Source: RefSeq, a predicted model, not a curated record
UGCUUGCAUAUAAAAUUUCGCAACAGAGCGGCUUGCAGCUUAAAUAUUUUAGUCGUAAUUAAAUGCAUUAUGCUUGUACUCUAAUCGGUGUUGGAAGAGCUUUAUAAUGAGCGGCAGCAUUGUUCAGUACUAUGGCAGCCAGCACAGCAAGUGCGGCUACUGCGCGGGAGCGAACUGCAGCCUGUCGCACGGUAUGCACGCGUAUCGGCUGGACUGCAAGGACUACCAGGACCUCAUUGAUCGUGGCUGGCGGCGGUGCGGCCACUACUGCUACAAGCUGCGCAACCAGGAGACCUGCUGCCCCUGCUACACAAUCAAGUGUAAUGGCCUGGAGUUCAAGCUGUCCAAGUCGAACAAGCGCAUUCUUCGACGCAUAAAUCGCUUUUUGCGCGACGGCAAGCGAGAUUCCAAACCGGAAGCCGGCGACGGUGACGGGGAAGCCGAAGCCGAUGACGCCAUAGGGGCUCCCGAGGUCACGGCCAGCGAACCGCAACCCCAGCUGCCCGAUAAGAGUCCCACUGUUAUCAAUGUCGAUCAUGUUGCAUCACUGGCAACGGCUCAGAAGAAGCCGACGAUGCAGGCAACUGCUCCCGCGGGCGAAGCUCCUACGCUGGGGUCCAACAAAUCCGCAGCACCGAUCUCAAACAAGCCGUGCAAGAAGGCCAAGCAGAUGCGUUUGGAUCGACGGCGUGCCAAGCUGGGUGACUCGGCCUCCAUCUCAACGAAAUCCGUUUCCCAGGAGAAGACUCUUCGCGACUUCUUGAACACAGACAGCGAGGCAAACAAACAUCGGCUAAAGAUCGUUUUGGUCGCUUCCUCAGACACAGAGCGCACUUGUGCCGAUGCAGUAAUCGCGUUGUAUCGCAAAUACCAAAUAACCGUUCAUAAUGAUAACCCAGCACGCCUCACCCUAGCUAGUAUGCAGCGGUUCUUGGUCAAAUCGCCUCUUAAGAAUGAGAAACCCAGGGAUGGUCCCGCAAUGGGCUACGGUUCGUUUCAUCAACAGUACUGGCUGGACGACAAGCUGAUUGCCGUGGGCGUGAUUGACAUUCUGCCGGGUUGUGUAAGCUCGGUGUACUUUUUCUACGAUCCGGACUAUAGCUUUUUAUCGCUUGGCACAUAUGGUUCACUCAGGGAAAUUGAAUUCGUGCAGUCGCUUGCCGAGAAUGUGCCUUCUCUAAAGUAUUACUAUAUGGGUUUCUACAUACACUCCUGCCCCAAAAUGCGCUACAAGGGCAAGUUGUCCCCCUCUUACUUGCUGUGCCCGGAGACCUAUGAAUGGCUACUGCUCACCGAUGUCAUUCGUGCUAAGCUAGACGAACAUAAAUACCAGCGCUUAAACGAAGAUCCUGCAGCUAGGGAUGUGAAUGAGUUCUUGAAGGAGCAUUUAGACGAAGUUAUGAUGCUCUUGGAUGCGAAAACCUGCACGAACUACAGGCACUACAGGCAGCUGCGCGGGGCUGUCUGCGAUGUCGAUACCAUUAUUGAGUACGGAAAGCUCGUGGGAAAAGCGUGUGCUCGUCGCAUGCUAUACGUGAAGUAAUGUUGCCAUUAAUUGAAUUUUGAAUUAUAUGCCCUUCGCAAUAGCAAUAUGUUGAAAAUAUAAAAUGAUUUAAUAAUUUCGUUAUUAAA